Messenger RNA from Physcomitrium patens, 2244 nucleotides. RefSeq names its product F-box protein At3g12350. Gene Ontology annotation, cellular component: SCF ubiquitin ligase complex; cytoplasm. The record is from RefSeq and is a predicted model, not a curated record. Gene Ontology annotation, molecular function: protein binding. NCBI's taxonomy places the organism in Eukaryota, Viridiplantae, Streptophyta, Bryopsida, Funariales, Funariaceae. Gene Ontology annotation, biological process: SCF-dependent proteasomal ubiquitin-dependent protein catabolic process; gibberellic acid mediated signaling pathway.
GCACGACACACAGAUUUUAGUGACGAGAAUAGGAAAAUGGAGGAUAGUAAAUACGAAUAGGCUGUACACAUAUUCCAUAUUUGGUACCUUAGAAAAAGUCCGAGAGAUCGGAGAUUUGCGAAAAAUAAAACCCAAGCCACACGCAGAGACAUCUUGCCGUGGGCAUAUUCUCGACGAGAUUCGGAAAAGAGUCGGUUAUUCUCUACUCGUCUAGGGGCCUGUAGUUUGAAAAAGCCCAGGUCUGCAAUCAAAGACAGACUGCUGUUACCAGGCGCGUGAAGCACAAUCUCAAGGCUGUCGUAGACCGACAGUUCAGCUGGUGCGGUGUUGUGUUGUAAUUGUGCAGCAUUGCAUGGUAGUUUGUGGGUGUUAGUGUGCGCGUGUUUGUGAGCAUGCCCCCGUUAUGGAGGGGGAUGAGGAUGUUUUGGUGAGGUGCUUGCAAAGAGGAUGUAUGAUUGGAGAUGGUGGUGGAGUGGAAUUGGAAGGGGCAGGAGCCAUGGCCUCAGGCCCAUGGAAUUUGUAUGACCUCGGGGAUGACGCCCUAAGCUACGUAUUGUCCUUCCUCUCGCCUGUGGAUAUUGCAUCCUGUAGUCGCGUAAGCCAGCGGUUGCGUCGUCUUUGCAGGGAUGAGGAUAAGAUAUGGUAUCCGAUGUGCGAACGGCGAUUCGGGGGUGUCACAAACGUCCACGAGUGGUGGGGUCGUGGACGCAUAUCAUACAAGGUAGUUCACUCCGUCUUGUCUCACUUCGGAAACCUCGUUGGCUUUUGGAGAGGAGUGGGCAACGGAUGCCAUGGAUCUCUCGUUGUGUUUGAGUGGCACUCAUUCAAAAUUGUGGGUUACCGAGUAGUACCUGCGCGACUAGGUUCCUACAAAGUUCGCAAAGUGCCGUUCAUGGAAAUAGGGUGGAUUGGAGUGUCGCACAAGGAAAUGCCUGCCUGCCUGCUGGAUCCCGAUUGGGCGCAGCUAGUUCCUGAGAUCCUCGGCGUGGACGGAAAUGGUAGGAAUGAGGCGAGUGAGCCGCAUUUGUCACAACCUCUGCAGAUACCUGUUUCCCCCAAAUCUGCAGCAAGGAAAAAUGCUUGUUCUUCAUCAGGAAGAGUGAGCCCUUUCGAGGCACUUGGGUUAGACUGGACUCUUGAGGAUCCUACUCCUGCUGGCCUGGUUGUUGUGGACCUCCACUUCGUAGGAAGUGAACACGUUGUCCUGGAAGAAUAUCAACAGGCUGUUUUUAAUGGCUAUCCCUUUUCGGGUAGAAAAACUCUGGUAGAGGCAGCAGCUUUGGCCUCCUUCGGAUCCAGUGAAAAUCUCUGCCCAACGGGAGGAAGUCCUGGACACCUUAGCCCAGCAAGCUCUGGUGGUGGCUCAGAGGCAGGCAAAAGCCCCCCCGGUAGCUUCCCUUAUGAGAUGUACCAUUAUCUGGCUAAGAAGGUAACCAGUCCCGGUGGAGAGCGGGCUGCUCGUAAGCAGAGAAGGAGAGAUCGAGAGCGUGCAUUGAAUCAAGGCAGGCAUCGUUACGAACCUGAGCAUUUCGUAAAAAUCCCUCACUUCUGUCCAACUACAGAGCAACCUCUUCAGGGUCUUUGGAAGGGUAUCGGCCGCGGUAAAGGACUAGACUUCGUCGUCCUCUCCUACGAUGAUCAUGGAAGCAUCGUUUGCCGAAAGGUGGGUGACUCGUCAGGGAUGACACGUAGUGGCUCUAUUUGCUGGACUGCAAAAGCAGGGCAUGGGAUUUCUGGACCGUUGCCGGACACAGAACGAGAAGUAUUUGAGUUUAGACAACACAUACUUCCGUCUCCUCGUGAACUUAGAGCCCAGAAUGGGUGUCUCACAGUUGAUGACUCGUUAAACGAGGAAGUUGUGGAACUGCUUUGGGCAACCGUGGAUGAUCAACCUGGAUUGAACUACAAUGUUGGCGCGGGGGGCGUAACUCAGAGCCGGGUAUGGCAGUACGCUAGUGGGAGGUUUGGCUUCGCCAGUGGUUCAGAAGAUCGCAUUAUUGAUUUCAGACCAAUUUGUGUCCAAGACAAUUUAGCUGAUCUAGUGUAACUUGGGUCGGGUUGAAUUGACUCUUAGCAGUAGUAGCACCAAAUACUCGCGCAGUACUUGGUUAAGCAGUUCGAUUCCGGAGAGGCGCCUAGCAAAUAAUCGUUUGCAAUGUAGCAUAAUUGAAUUACCAUCGGAGGCAGCGGAGACUGCUGGAAUCCCAUUAAUUUUAGAGGUACGUAACCAAAUUGAUCUUUCAA